Messenger RNA from Anopheles darlingi, 1237 nucleotides. Its product is annotated as fibrinogen-like protein A. The coding region runs from base 22 to 1158 and encodes 378 amino acids. The transcript has a single exon. The record is from RefSeq and is a predicted model, not a curated record. NCBI's taxonomy places the organism in Eukaryota, Metazoa, Arthropoda, Insecta, Diptera, Culicidae.
UCGUUUUUUCAUAGAGUGCUUAUGUUUUCGAAAAUGAAGUUCAGUCUCUAUUUUCUAUUGUGUUACAGUGCGUUCUACGCAGGAGCAAGAAAGAACUCUUCCGAAAAUGUCAUCCUAACCAUACCGACGGCAGAAGAAAUUUUGGGAACCGCGCUGGAGAAGCUACUCGGCAGGCUUGACUCUAUGGACCGUAAGCUGUUGGAACUUCAAAAUGAGCUAACCAAACAUAGCAAAGAGGUGAAAAAGAAUCGAGUUUUCCACGAAAACGCUAUUCAUCGCUUGGAGCUUGACGUCGGUACAAACUUGAGCGUCAUCCUUGACCAACAGACGACUUGCGCGAAUCAUUUAUCGUAUGAAGCUUUGGAACAGGCGUGGCUUUUCUUCAAAUCACGUACCGCGGAUUGUGUCAGUAUUACUUCAACAACAUCUCCAGCAACUACAACUACUACUACUACUACUACUACCACUACACCAAGAACGACAACUACAACAUCACAGCCUACAACAACCCUGGAUCCCAUGUCACCUUCCUAUACAUCGUGCAAGAACGUUCCAACUAAAGUGUCGGGAAUCUAUAUCAUUCAACUAAACAAAGGUGAACGAUUUAAUGUGUUUUGCGAGCAGACAAACUUUGGAGGAGGAUGGAUCGUUGUGCAACAUCGGUUCGAUGGCACAAUUGAUUUUAACCAAAAUUGGACACAAUACCGAGACGGUUUUGGAGUCUUGGAUAAAGAAUUUUGGCUGGGGCUGGAAAAAGUUCACCAGCUCACAACGGCUCGAACCCAUGAGCUGAUAGUGGAAGUGAAGGACUUUAGUGGCAACUACGGGUACGCCCGCUACGGUGCAUUCCAAGUAGGCAGUGAAAGUGAGCAAUACGUCCUUAAAUCCCUGGGAUCGUACAGUGGCACUGCAGGCGACUCAUUGACGAGAAGCCACAAGGGGGCAAAAUUCUCAACGAUCGAUCGGGACAAUGACCCGACACCCGAUUUCCAGUUUGCUGUUUACAACCACGGUGCCUGGUGGUACGGUGACGCUAAUGCAUCAAAUUUGAACGGACCAUACAAAAAUUCUUUCGAGAAGGAAUCGAUUUGGUGGUGGACUUUCAAAAACAAAUAUCAAGGAUUAAGCUACACCAGGAUGAUGAUUCGUGAAUUAUGAAAUUCUGGUCGCAGUAAUCGUGGUGAUUGGUAAACAAUUAAAGUGCAAUGUUUGUUUAAAAAUUAUAUACAUAUCAAUA